GAUUUUCAAGCCCUUGACGAUUAUAGCAGUAAUAAUUUUCCGAAAUCGUUUUUUACCUUUUAACCUCCUGUACAAUAUCGCUGCUACGAGUUAGAGUGCAAUAGGUGUUCGUUAAUCGAUCGUAACUACAUACUACAAAGAUGUAUUCCCGUGCGGUAGUCCGCUCGUUCUUAGCGCGCUCGCCCGCGUACAACAAACUGGCGGCGGUCAACUCCUCGACCGCGGCCGUAUUCCAAGCCGAGCCCAAGCCCCCCGUACAGGGUGUGAUGCAAGUGCGCGAGGACAAGAUCGUCGGUCGCGACAUUGUCGGCUACGGUCUGAACGGCGAACCGCAAUACUUCGACAGCAUCACCUUCCCGUUCCCCAGCGUUAGGUUCAUGAAGAACACCCCCGAAAUAGUGGCUCUGCGCGAAAAAGAAAAGGGAGACUGGAACAAAUUGACUCUAGAAGAAAAGAAAAAAUUGUACAGAGCAAGUUUUUGCCAGACAUUGGUUGAAGUAGAUGCACCGACCGGUGAAUGGAAAGCUGUAUUUGGAUGGGUCAUGGUCUGGGUAGCUGUUGCCGUUUUUUCUUUUGUCGGAGUCCGUAAAUUCUUAACAAACACUGCUGAUGACCCAUCGUUGUCACUUGAAUAUCGUCAAGCCCAAUUGAAACGUAUGAUUGAUUUACGAGUUGAUCCAAUUGACGGUUUGUCCUCAAAUUGGGAUUACGAAAAGAACACAUGGAAAAGUUAAUUAUUCCGACUUUUUGUAUUAUAUUUUUUUUUUUUUGAUAUAUAGGUAAUAUAAAUUCAAAAUAGUCAACUGUGAGGAAUAAAAUAAACAGACUAUGUAAAUGUAAAACAA
Molecule: messenger RNA, 845 nt
Organism: Rhopalosiphum maidis (corn leaf aphid)
Lineage: Eukaryota; Metazoa; Arthropoda; Insecta; Hemiptera; Aphididae
Product: cytochrome c oxidase subunit 4 isoform 1, mitochondrial-like
Exons: 4
Coding region: 141-734 (197 amino acids)
Biological process (GO): mitochondrial electron transport, cytochrome c to oxygen
Source: RefSeq, a predicted model, not a curated record